Messenger RNA from Thamnophis elegans (Western terrestrial garter snake), 2386 nucleotides. Its product is annotated as major histocompatibility complex class I-related gene protein-like. The record is from RefSeq and is a predicted model, not a curated record. Gene Ontology annotation, cellular component: external side of plasma membrane. Gene Ontology annotation, biological process: immune response. The transcript has 7 exons. The coding region runs from base 318 to 1544 and encodes 408 amino acids. Lineage: Eukaryota; Metazoa; Chordata; Lepidosauria; Squamata; Natricidae.
AGGCGCAGCAACUCUUGGCGGCGCUUUCAGUCUCUGGGUGCAAAGCGGGGUCUUCGGUCGCAGGCGCAAACGGGCUCGUUGUCGGAGGGCGAUGGAGCUGCCCCGGGCGCCCCUCUGGCUCCUGUGGGCUGGGCUGGGGUCCUUCGUGCCGGGCAAGCCGCUGUGAUUCCUCCAGGCACUCCCUAUGCCAUUCCUACCUGGAGAUAUCAAAGCCCAACCAAGGGCUGCCCCAGUUCCUCUCCGUGAUCCACCUGGAUGAUCAUCCCAUUGCUCGAUAUGACAUCCUCAAUGGGACGACAGUUCCUCUGGUGCCCUGGAUGGAGGCGGAGGAGGUGAAGAUACCUGAGAGGAUGUUCAGAGCUGACCUGGAGUGGUUAUCAAACCGCAACCCCCAGACUGGAGGGCUUCACACCUGGCAGCUGGCUUUGGGCUGUGAGCUCAUUGAAGACGGGAGCAAAGGAGGGUUUUUGCACUAUGGCUAUAAUGGGAUGGACUUCAUCAGCUUCGACAAGGAAACCCUCAGAUGGGUGACAGCUCAGCCCCAGGCCCAGAAGGUCAAGGAGGAGUGGGAGGAGGAUCCAAGGUGGUCCCAGGGAAUCAAAGACUUCCUGGAGAAGACCUGCAUUUUGUGGCUGCAGACAUACCUGCCCCACCAGAAGGAGGCUCUGAAGAAGACAGAGCCCCCAGUGGGGAAUGUGACUCGCAAGGUGGUGGAUGACAGCCUGGAGGUCCUCAUCUGCCAGGCCUUUGGCUUCUACCCCAAGGAGAUCAGGAGCACCUGGAUGAGAGACGGAGAGGUCUGCCAGUAUGAGACCCUCCAUAAGAAUGUGGCCCCCAACUCAGAUGGGACCUAUUAUGUCCAGCUCAGCAUUGAUAUCGACCCCAAGGAGAGGAACCGUUUUCAGUGUCACCUGGAGCACGAGGGCUUGCAGGAGCCCCUGGUCUUGGCCUGGGAGGAGGAAACAGAUAUGUUGCUAUUUCAUUCGGUGGGAGUUGUGAUGAUCAUAAUCUUGGGAGCUGUGAUUCUCUUCCUGAUCUGCUGCUGGAGGAAAAACAGAAAAAAUCUCCCUCAGACAAUGACAACUUGCCUCAAUCACCUUUCUUUAGAAAAACGUUUUUCUUCCUCUACUUUUACCACUGAAGAUGGGAUUCAAUCACAGGUGAUGUUCCCACCCAAAAUGACAUCGGAGGGUGGCUGUGGUGAGAAGACAGAGCUAAGGGAAGGUAAGAAAAGACUUCUGAAGGCUUCCCCAGAUGCCUAUUCAGACAAGGUGGAAGGAGCAGCUCUGGAGAUUUCAGAGGAGGGAUCAGAGGAACGUCUGGAAGAUGCUGAUGCCCCGAAGCCAGGAAUGGAGGGGCUGGAGGAAGAAGUGAGCCCAGGAACUUCAGAAGGGCCCUCAGAGGAACAACCAGUGGAGCACCUGGCUGGAGAGGAAAGGGGAGAGACGCAGCUGCAGCUGGAGGGCUCACAGACCCAGCCAGAAGCCCAGGAUGGAGAAGGAUUUUGCUGCAGCUUAUCAGAAAGGAUGAGAAGAACCUGUUGAGUAGGACUGAACGGAAGGAGGCGCAAUGGAGGUCGGUCCAUUGCCUCUUUCCUCCUAAGGAGUAAUACUAGCACACCCCUCCUUAGUCCAAGAUUUGCACAAUGUAGUGUUAGAAACAACCACACAUUUUUCCCUGCCAUGCAGGUACUGUCACUUUGUGGCUGCUGUUUACAUGACUUCCAGCCUGCACUCCAUGUGACCUCCGUUUGGACUUCAGAUAUGCUUUUCAGACUUUGGCCUUGCACUUUGCCUUGGAUUUGGGUGUGGAUUCUGAACUAUGCCUGGAUUUUGGUGUGUGUGUGUGUGUGUGUGUGUGUGUGUGUAUUUGGGGACUUUUUCAUUUCCCUGGCAUCUUUGCAACUCUCAGCCAAGCUGAGCAACCUUGCAUUCAGUAGAAUUUUGCCAUUGGUGUGAGUGGGACCUGGGGAAUAUUAUCAGGGCUUUCACCCUCAUUUUUUUGGACAUGACUAAAGUUAAACUCAGAUAAUCUCAGGGCCAAAUAGACCCUUGGACAGUGGCCAGGGAGGGUGUAGUUUCCUUUUGUUACUUUUCUUUUCUCCACUAAAAGCAAACCCUCUUUUUUAUGGGGGAGGGGAAGGCAACCACUCUGGUUUCCUUAAGAGAAAGGCAGGAUGUGGGUUGAACUCCUUUCUACGUGCUGGAACUGCUUCCCAGGUCAGCCUCUCAUUCUGAUUGUUCCUGGUGGUCUCCCAUCCCAUCCCAUGGAAAGAGAAAGCAGGGCAGCCCUCCUUACUUGAGGGGCCCAUGAUCUCUCCAGAGGAGCAGUGACAUGCAGUCAGGGGAGGCAGGGGAAGGAUACUGCAAAAUCUCCAUUCCCUCUC